CACUUAAGCCCUCCUUGUGGGCGCUGCCACAGCUGUGGCCAAGGCUGCUGAAGAAGCAAAGAAGCGGGCUCUUUUUCUUUCUGCCCUGGAGACCAGGGAGGCCUCUACUACCUUCUCUCCAGCCAGUGCCUUCCUCCUGGUCCAUGGGGACAGUUGUAGCCAAACUGCUCCUGCCUACCCUCAGCAGCCUGGCCUUCCUCCCCACAGUGAGCAUUGCUACCAAGAGGCGGUUUUACAUGGAGGCCAUGGUCUAUCUCUUCACCAUGUUCUUUGUGGCGUUCUCCCAUGCCUGUGAUGGGCCUGGCUUGUCUGUGCUGUGCUUCAUGCGCCGUGACAUUCUCGAGUACUUCAGCAUCUAUGGAACAGCUUUGAGCAUGUGGGUCUCCCUGAUGGGGCUGCAAAAUUUUGAAAGAAAAAGAAAAAUGAGAUGGAGGAAAGAAGAAAGCAGGAAGGACAAAGGAACACUGGCCGACUUUGAUGAACCCCAGAGAUCGACCUUCACGAUGCUCGGUGUCCUUACCAUCGCUGUGCGGACUUUCCAUGACCGCUGGGGUUAUGGGGUCUACUCCGGUCCCAUAGGCACAGCCACCCUUAUCAUUGCAGUAAAGUGGCUGAAGAAGAUGAAAGAGAAGAAGGGCCUGUACCCCGACAAGAGUGUCUACACCCAGCAGAUAGGCCCUGGCCUCUGCUUUGGGGCCCUGGCUCUGAUGCUUCGCUUCUUCUUUGAGGAAUGGGAUUACACCUACGUUCACAGCUUCUACCACUGUGCCCUGGCCAUGUCCUUUGUCCUGCUGCUGCCCAAGGUCAACAAGAAGGCUGGGAACGCAGGGACCCCCGCCAAGCUGACCUUCUCCACCCUCUGCUGCACUUGUGUCUGACCACAGCCACCCUUCCCUCCCAACCCCCCGUGCCAGGCCCCUGCCUUCCUGUCUGGCAGCCCUGUUGUUUGUCCCAGGACACUUCCUAUGCUUUCCCAUGUGGCCUGUCCAUGAGAAAUGGUCUUCUCUGCACCCCAAGAGACCAGCAGGCUUGUUACAUUCUGCUAAAGGCUGCUUAGGGACCCACUAAUUCUAUGUUCCCCAGGUGCUUCAUCUGUUCAGAAAAAAAAAAAAAAAAAAGAAUUCCCUAAGGCCUCACAACCAUAGGUGUGCCCGGCAGAGCCCUAGGCCAGUAAACACCCAGCAGCAUAGAUGACAGCAGCAUACAGGUUAUCUAUUUCCUAGGCCCUGCCUGACAGGAUUGUCUGCUUUCCCUGGGAAACUGGGAUUGCCCUUGCUACCCCCUGCCCAGGCUCUGAAAGCUCCCCAUUUAGGAAGCUGGAGCCAGUGAGCCUAGCUCCAGCCUGGACCCAAGCUUGCAUGCCCCUGCCCGAGUCCCAUCCCUUCAGCAGGUUUUCGAUCAAGCCAGUCACAGUAAACUCUUGAUCAGCCACUA
Molecule: messenger RNA, 1434 nt
Organism: Mastomys coucha (southern multimammate mouse)
Lineage: Eukaryota; Metazoa; Chordata; Mammalia; Rodentia; Muridae
Gene: Mymk
Product: myomaker, myoblast fusion factor
Exons: 6
Coding region: 144-878 (244 amino acids)
Cellular component (GO): plasma membrane
Source: RefSeq, a predicted model, not a curated record